Hippoglossus stenolepis (Pacific halibut) is the source of this 7476-nucleotide messenger RNA. RefSeq names its product monoglyceride lipase (gene mgll). The transcript has 7 exons. Gene Ontology annotation, molecular function: lipase activity. Bases 134 to 1144 code for a protein of 336 amino acids. The record is from RefSeq and is a predicted model, not a curated record. Gene Ontology annotation, cellular component: membrane. NCBI's taxonomy places the organism in Eukaryota, Metazoa, Chordata, Actinopteri, Pleuronectiformes, Pleuronectidae.
CACGUGUCCGUGUGUGUGUGUCCGUGUGUGAGUGUGUGUGGGGGUGUGUGCAGCUCAGGAUUAGAUCCCUCACAUCUAAACCCUCAAACUGUGUCAUGUCAAACUGAUGCUCAGUGAAUAACCAUCAGUAGUCAUGAUGAACGCAGUGACCGCCGCCACCUGCCUGCUCGUCGCCGGCUUCAGCUGCUUCCUCUACGGCAGCGAUGUGCUCUUAUCGCUGCUCCGUGUCUCCGUUGCAGAGCCCUCCAUGCCGGAGCCGGGAGCUGCUCCAUGGCGGAGCCCGCAGGGAGUCCCCUACACCGACCUGCAGCACAUCGUCAACGCCGACGGACUGCACCUGUUCUGCCGCUACUGGGAGCCCGCCGGCCCGCCAAGGGCUCUGGUGUUUAUUGCCCACGGAGCCGCAGAGCACUGUGGGCCGUAUGAUGAGAUCGCACAGAGACUGAAGGAACUGUCCCUGCUGGUGUUUGCACACGACCACGUUGGUCAUGGUCAGAGUGAAGGCGACAGGAUGGUCAUCAAAGACUUCCAGGUUUUCAUCAGAGACUCCCUGCAGCACAUCGACCUGAUGAAAUCCCAACACCCGGACCUCCCCGUCUUCAUCGUGGGUCACUCCAUGGGUGGUGCUAUCUCCAUCCUGACAGCCUGUGAGAGGCCCGAUGAUUUUGCUGGAGUGGCUCUGAUAUCGCCGAUGGUCCAGAUGAACCCAGACUCAGCCACACCCUUCAAGGUUUUUCUGGCAAAGGUCCUGAACCACUUGCUUCCCAGCCUCGUACUGGGCAACCUCGACUCUAAAUGGAUCUCACGGGACAAGACGCAGGUGGAGGCUUAUGAUGCCGAUGAGCUGAACUACCACGGCGGGAUGCGGGUGUCGUUCGGCAUGCAGCUGAUGGGCGCCGCGGCUCGCAUUGAGAAGGAGAUCCCGUCCAUCGGCUGGCCCUUCCUGCUCCUGCACGGUGACACUGACAAGCUCUGCGACAUCAGCGGCUCUAAGAUGAUGUACGACAACGCUCCGAGCUCAGACAAGAAAAUCAAGGUCUAUGAGGGAGGCUUCCACGCCCUCCACCACGACCUCCCAGAGGUGGCCGAGUCCACGCUGAAGGAGGUGACCAGCUGGAUCACAGAGCGCCUCCCCGCCUCGUAGACUUGUAGCUUGUCCAACCCAGUCGACGCGCCAACGCACCAGCCCACCUCGUCCCAAGAGAUAGGUUCACUUUCCAGUGGUCGUUCGGGCUCAACAGUAUCACUACACCUUCUAUUCUGACAAAUACAUAGGGGGAACAAAAACUCUUCUCCUCAGUGUGAUAAAAUUGACUUGAAAUAAUACAGCCCUUGUCAACAGCCCACUCAUUUAAAUCAGGUGAUGGGGUCAGAAACCAUUUCUUUUUGUAGAUACUGAGCAGCAGUUGUCAGUAAAUCCUAGAAUCAUCUAUUUAUUUCAUCUGCAUCAGACCCUUUCCCAAGCGCAACUCAAGCUUAUUUAACUCAUUUAAGCUGUAGUCAAGUCUCCAUCUACGUGCAGGACAGAUUUUCUUUUUUAAAUUAGCAAUGUGAUAUAUCAGUGAUCGUUUCCCUCUGAGGUCAGAGGUCAGGAUCAGCUCGAGGACAUACUGUGGGUUCAGUGCAGGUUUAUUAGUUCAUAAAAAGCUCCUCCUGCUGCUUCACAAUAUUAGUGAAUUAGAUUUGCCGUCUCAGGUGAAACUGUCAUCUCAAUCUCUCAGUUUUCUCUCUUCCUCCACUGCCCUUUUGACCCAUGCAAUUCUUAUAGAGUUGCAUGAAAGCGUAUUGUGUAAACACUGGUGUCAUAUUCAUUUAGUUAACUUCCCCCACCAACCUCAGUUUUUUUGCAGUUCUUUUCUCCUCUUUAUAAUUUUCCCAAUACUACGUCGACUAAUAUUUCUUGGCGAGUGAAGAGAAAGCAGACUGACAGGUGAAUCUGUUUUGUGGGCCUUGUCUCUGCAUUACAGGGAGAGCGUACGGGUCGAGAGGUCAAAAGUUCUCUCCUCUCUGUGACCUUUGACCUUCAAUGUCAGUCACUGACUUCUCUGUUAAGAGUCACGCUUUGAAACCGUAACAUCAUUAAACUCCGGCUGCCGACUGGAGCACAGCUGGGAAACGAGAGGCACACAUUGAUCCGUUGAUGAGGACAAGGGUAGAUGUCCUUCACACACAUAGCAUCUGCCAUUUCACCAAUCCACUUUUGAGUUAUAUGGCUGAUUGAUUCCUCGCUUGGCCGAGCCCAGUGGGGAUCCAGCCUCUGUUUCAGAACAAUGACAUCUUUUUCUUUUUGGAAAACAGGAUGUUCAACAGAGUAGCUUACAGAUGACGAGGGACUGGAAAUUCUUGGCUUCAAAAGUACCCUUGAGGACUGCACCUACACACAACAUCAAUCUGUUAUGGAGUCCAUAUGUGUGAGAUGAUCAGGUUUUAAAUAACAGAUACAGGCCCACUGCUGCCACUGAGGACACUGGUGUGUUUUUACACAUGACUCAUUUGAGUCAACAUAUUGGCUUAGUUUGAGGGAAAGUUGGACCUUUGACCUCAGUGUUUCUAAAAUUCAGCCGACAGCUCUGCACGUGUUUUAUGUUCGAUCACAAGCAACAGGAAAAGUGCAUUUUUCAAACCUCUAAACCUGACCUGCAGUGAGGGGCUAAUUCAACCCAGGCUCCUAAUAGGGUUUCAACAAAACCACAGCAAUAAUAUCAUGGCAUCCUAGAUCUGUGGUAGCCGUUAAUUAUAAGCUACACAGACUCACACUGAGCUCAUCAUUGUAUAUUGUCGGGAAGACUGUAAUUAGCAGGUAUUGCUACAUGUGCUACCUCUGCCUACUCAUCAAGCAUGAGAACGUUUCAGCAGCAGGAGUUUCAAAGUUCGUCCACUGCCGACAUCAAACAUAAGGAUUAAACAUUAUCAUCUUUAUGGCGAUUCAACAUGUUAGUGUUUCUGUUUAUACAUGUCUUUACAUUUAGUGAUCGACUGUGUCACUCCAGGGUUGUAUUUAUUUUUUUCCGUCACUCUGAGUUCAAAGGGACUCAUGCAGGGAGUGUAAGGGAGGCACAGUGUAGUAUCCACGGUGACCGUUACCCACGCGUAACCACGGCAGCAGACCGUCAGCGGGGUAGAAUUUUUUAGUAACCACGGUGAUCACUGUAAGACAGAUUGAGUGAGAUAAAUGUCCCCUCUCUCUCUCUCUCUCUCUCUCUCUCUCUCUCUCUCUCUCUCUCUCUCACUUUCUCACUUUUCUCUCUCUCUGUGUCUCCUUGUCUUGCCCUGUUUGACCUCCUCUGGUCACUUCUUUUCUUCAGUUGGUUGGAGCAGUUCUCUUUGUUCUGUCCAUCACAGAGCCCCUUGUCCUACCACAGAUUCAAAUAUGUUUUACUGUCAGCGACCCACACUGCCCCUAGUGGUCAAUUGGCAGAAAAGCAGCAGGUCAAGUACAUUUCUUCAAUUUAUUUAUUUUUUAGCUGAUUUCUUAUAGUUCUUUUGGACAUGAGCUCUCAUUCAUUUAACAGAGGUCACAUCGCUUAAUCUGCCAUUGAUUCGGGUCAAGAAAGAAAUAAGCCGACAUUUCCGAGUCUUAAUGCAGGAGUGAGACCCAUAAUUUCGGGUUAAUUGAGUGAAAUCAUUGAAUUGCAGUGAAAAAUUUGAGAUUGAUAAGUAGGAAAAUUGAGCCAAGGCAAGUUUAAAAUGUACAAUUCCUACAAAAACGCAAAAUAGGGUGCUUCAUGUGAUAGAUAAUGCAUCAAAUAAGAAAUAUAGAUCACGAGAUGUUAAACUAAAAGAAAUCGUAGACACAGAUUUUAAAAAACAAAAACAAAUAAAAAGGAACAGCGGAGAUUUCAGGACAUAGGCGUCCUCUUCUCUUUUUUUCAGACCAGAUAUCAGGUCACAAUGCCACUGUUGCAGUGCAGAUAGAGAUGUGAUGACUUCCUCGAUCCCAGUAGGAAUCACAGCCACUUCAAACACAAUCUGCUGCUGAUUGAGCUGCAGCAGGCAUGAGACACACACAAAGGAGACACAGUCCCAGUUGUAUUCAUAUUCCUAAUAGCCCCCCUGCUGCACUGCAUCAGUGCAGUGGAUUUAACCUGGCAGGAGCCUAUAGGAACCUAACCUGUCAGACUACACAAGUGCAUAUUACCGCUGUGGUUAGAUAUGGGGGCGGAGAGAGUGAUUGAGAUGGAGUGAGAGGAGAGAGAGAGAAAGAUGGGAAGAGGGCUGUCAGUAACCAUGGUAGCACCUUUUUUCUUAUUUUCUCCCCCAGUUAAAUUAACCUUUGAAAACCAUGUUUUUGUUAAUGGAGCACACGUUGCUGCUCUUUCAGGGCUGGUUGUCCUUUUGCUGCUCUGAGGAUUCCCUUUUGUGUGAGCAUGGAGAUAAGAGAGCAAACAAUUAACAUCAUCAGCUCACAGUGAGCAAUAGGAGGUGCACACACAAACACACACACACACACACGCUCCCUGAAUUCAAAUUAGACUGGUCUGCUGUUUGAGCUGGGAACACAUGAUCUCCAAUAGGGCUGGGCGAUGUGCCCAAAAAUUAUAUCACUAUCAAAAUUUGUCAAUAUCGAUAAUUAUCUUGAUUAAUGUUAACAAUAUAUGGUGGACUUUUACUAUAUUGCUAUUGUUAAAGAAUGUAUUGUGAUAAUUAUUGAUGUUAUUUCAUUGUCCAGCCCUUAUUUCAAUUGAAGCAAAUGAUUAUUUGUUUGAGCUUUUGAGGCCCAAAUCUUUCAUUAUUUUUUGCGAAAGUGGUGGAGGAAGUCUUUGAGUGAAUAUAUUCCAUUUCUGCUCACCUUUAUUUAUGGUGUGCACCGAUCCUCACGUGUUGUAAAGCCAUGUAAACCUCCCAUGUCCAUGCCAAUAUCCUCUUCUCCCAGCAUGUAUGUCUACAUAAGCAUGAUGAGUAUGCAGGUUUGCUAUGCUGACAGGUAGCCAUGUACAGACACAGUGCUCUUUUAGUAUAUAUUCAUCUUUUUGUAUCCAGGACAGAGCUUCUAUAUUUAGUAAAAGAGAUAAUAACGAGGGCAGGAAACCAUAUAAUCGAAUUGGUCUUUUCUAAUCGAGUGAAACUUAUUUGUCCUGUCAGUUAGGUUUUUUUUUUUUUUAAUCUUGACUUUAUGACUGUUUCUAAGUGAAUAGCUGUUAUAUAUGUUGAAGGACUAAAGGCCACAGGCCAGAGAUUAAAGUGCACUGGGAAGGUUUGUUGCAAGGUUUGCAUGAAUGAAGUCAGUGCUCAUGUGUCAAUUGGAGAGGUUUUUUCUCCAAAAUGCUAAAAACAAUGAAAAAAUAAAUCACCUGAGGACCUAAUCAAGUAACCCCUACUUGAUAUCUGUAAAAUACAGGCGACCCAAGCUGUUAACGUGUAAUAAUUUCAUACACUGAAAACUUGCUUUGAUAAUGCAUUUUGGAAUAAGACCAAAUUCAAGUCAUGCUGUUUUUUUUUCAAUCAACAUUAUUAACAAAUUAGAUUUAUUUGUAGUGAGUGAACUGCUUGUAAUACACUGUAUAAGAGCAUAACAUUGCUAACAACACUUGAUGGAAAUACACAAAUCUUUUUUUUCAUCUUGUUUAGAGUAUUUAAAUGAAUUAAUUUGAAGUAUAUAUGUUACUAAGUCACUUUUUUAUACUAUGAAGCAGAUACAUGUAAUUUUUUUCUGUUGUUGCACAGCCACAUGAAGAUUCAUAACACUUUCUGAGGUAGAGGCAGGUUCAGGAUUGUGCUGUAUGCGCAUGUAAGAUUGAAAAAUGAACGACAGUGUUUCUAACUGGUUCUUGUUGAGUAUUUUACCACUGUGUGUUUUAAGUUGCCGUAGUGUUGAAAACCCACGUGUCUCGUCGCAGUUUGUCAGAGAACGAUGAAUGUUAAAAUCAACUGAUAUUAAUAUUCUUUUAUUUUUUAACAACUUAUAUUUCUAUAAGUUUGGGGAAAUUCUUGUUCUUCUGUCCACAAUUUGACUUCACUAUAAUCUCUUCUUACAAUUUUUAAAUUGUUAAAACUGUCUCAUAACAAAGUCAGUUUGGUCACAAUAAAGUAUGUUUAAAGACUAAAUUGCAAAUAUCAGGUUUUCAUCCAAGAGCUUCUUGUUUAUUAGGGAAAAAAACUCAGAUAUAUUUCCUUCAAUAUUCCACAUUUUAUGGGAACAUGUGUUGUGUGUUGAUCUAUUUUUGGAUUGUGGUCCAGUGUCUUUUGUGCCUUAUUACAAUGACGAAUGUGUAUCUAAGCAUCUGGUUCUCUGACUGUUGUUAUAUCUGUCUCUGUUUCUGGUUGAGCAAUUGCGUCCAUCUGCUUGUCUUUUUCAUGUCCGUCAUGUCUGUCUGUCGCUCUCUGUCCGUGUUUCUGUCCAAUCAGGAGUCUAAGCAGAUUUAGGUCAUAAGCUGUUUCUGAAUCUUUCAGGAAUUGACACAAAUCAAAACAGUUGUUAAUCUGCUUUGAUACGCCCACAGUAUCAAGAAACACAGAAGUUAACAUUAAAGAGGACUGUCUCUGCUGCGGUUACUUUAAUGGAACGAUGACUAAAUAACAUGUGGAACGUGCCUGUUCUCCCUCAUUGAUUUCCAGCAGUGAACAACAGGAACCAGAUAUGGGGUUUAUGAGUCCAUCGCGGUUACUGUUUUGUAUUGAAUGGCUGCAUUCCUUCUCCUUGUCCUUAUUUGUACAUGUUUGUGCUGGGAGGCUUUUGUAAAGGGGAAGGGGGUGGCAAUGCAUUUCAAAGUUCCUGAGUCAAUCCAGAAGUGUUCAGAAAAUAAAUAAAAUCCAUAUGUCGAAUAAUAUUUUCAAACACAAAGUUGAGGCUAGUUAAGCAAAAACUAUGAAGUGACAUAGCAUUCAAAUAUUCACAGUUGGCAGAUCUGAAGACAAACUUUAACAUGGUUUGUCUUCACCCUCACUGUGUAUUGAAUCUAUUCUUCCCUGUUCAUGAAUAAACAAAACCUUAUUCAUACUUACUGGUAAAGAUGCAACGUCACCUUCAAGGAUUUUCGUCUGUGGAGGAAAACCCAGCUAUGUGAUGUAAAACCUCGGAAGAUGAAGUGUGAACUGUCGAGAAUAUAGCAAUGCUCCUCCCAGCAGAGACAUCCAGUAUUAAUGUGAUGGAGUUAAAAGUGCUGAAGAAUAACAUGACAUCCAGCAUCAUUACUCAUGAGAAGGGAGUUGGUGUUUUCAGGCAGCACAUUAUGGACCACAUGAAGAUCGUGUUACAUCACAUUCUGGAGUCUUCCUUAUAAAGUAAUGUGUUGUUUGAUUUAUUGCUGUUUUACUGGAUGACCCUUGAUUUGAAGGGUCCAGUGCUGAUAGUCAACCUCAACAGUGCAUGAUUAGUUGAAUAGCAGUGUUGGACAGUUUCAUUCAAGUGGAAAAAAACAUUGUAUAUAAGAUGUAUAUAGUCUAAUGUAAUAAUGGACAUAUUCUCAAUCACUGACGGCCAAACUGCUUGUUACUAGAAUGUUCAUACUCUUUGACAGAAUAAAUGAUAUGACUGUU